CGCCAGAGUGAAGCAGACACCCACGGACAUUCACACUUCACUCUCCAGCUGGAAUUGAAAGCACUGAGGAUGCUGUCGAAGAUACGCACUGAUUAGUAUUUUUGAAACUUACUCUCUACCGACUUCAUUGAGAUUUCAGUUAAUUUCAACUGUACAUUCUUUGAAAAAGUAGAGGUGCCUUUUUAGUUACAAAUCAGACUGAAUAACUUCUCUCACAAAGACGAAUGUCACCUUGCGAACAGGUGUCUUGUUGGAUGACGAACUACUCAUCUGUCUGGAAAAGUGUUUGAGAAGAACUACGUUUGAAUUUGAAGGUCGGAUUUUUAGAAAUGAUGGAUGACACGAAUUAACGAAGGUUUUGAAGUCAAUGAGAUGUACAAACAACUACUUAUUUCAAGGUCAUUGGAUUCUCUCUAAUGCUCUAAGCUCCGUGAGACGUGUGUCAGUACUAUCAAAUAAAGAAGAUUUCCAUGUACUAUUAUAAUCUCCUCCCCCGGAUCAUGAUGAAUCGUCUGUGAGCCUCACUGUGCAGCAGGUAGCCGAGCGAAUGCAGCAAACACACGCUUUCGCUCUUCAGUGAUGAAUGACAGCUCUCCAACAUCUGAGAACAUCAUGUUUAACCAGCUGACUGCAGAUGUUUUGAACGGUAGCUGUGACUACACCUUGCCCACGUGUAACAAUAGCACAGAUGAAGCGGCAUUGCAGCUGCCCACUUUUUCCAUGGCAGCAAAAGUGAGGGUGAUAAUUACCUUCACGCUAUGCGCAGUGUCAGCUGUGUGCAACCUCUCUGUGUUGUGGGCUGCCAGCACCAACAACAAGCGCAAAUCUCACGUAAGAAUUUUAAUCAUGAACCUCACCGUUGCUGACCUGCUGGUGACCUUCAUUGUGAUGCCAGUGGAUGCGGCUUGGAACAUCACGGUUCAGUGGUUGGCGGGGGAUCUGGCUUGCAGAUUGCUAAUGUUUCUGAAGCUCGUGGCUAUGUACUCCUGCGCGUUCGUGACUGUGGUCAUAAGCCUGGACAGGCAGUCGGCCAUUCUCAACCCUCUGGCCAUCAAUAAGGCUAAGAAGAAGAACAAAAUAAUGCUGAGCGUGGCCUGGGUGAUGAGUGUUGUUCUCUCUGUCCCUCAGAUGUUCCUGUUUCACAAUGUGACCAUCACGGUGCCAGCCAAUUUCACUCAGUGCACCACUCGAGGGAGCUUUGUCAAACACUGGCAGGAGACCAUCUACAAUAUGUUUACUUUCAUUUGCCUCUUCCUGAUACCUCUGGUGAUCAUGAUCUGCUGCUACACAAGGAUUUUGGUGGAGAUCUCUCGAAGGAUGACCAAAGGAAACAUAUCUUCAAAGGAAGUUCACUUACGACGUUCCAACAGCAACAUCCCGAAGGCCCGUAUGAGGACUUUGAAAAUGAGCAUAGUCAUAGUGACGUCUUUCAUAGUUUGCUGGACGCCGUACUACUUGCUGGGUCUCUGGUACUGGUUCCUUCCUGAGGAUUUAGAAGAGACGGUUUCUCACUCACUCACUCACAUACUGUUUAUUUUUGGACUGUUUAAUGCAAUUCUGGAUCCCAUCACGUAUGGCCUCUUCACCAUCCAUUUUCGCAAAGGACUGAAGCGCUACUGUCGCAACGCGGUCGUACUCACAGAGUCAGAGAAUAAUUCCAUCAUGACGGGCUCAUUGAAAUGCUCACCAUCCCCAUUUCGCAUGAAAAGAGUGACCCAGACGAAUCCAGGAGCUGACCCGGAGCCGAGUACGGUGGGUGGGGAAGAUAAGAAGCCAGCUGACAGUAAAAACAAGGAGUAGUGGCAACCCUACUAAUCUAGCCUUGAAAGUGUCAUUUGAUUAGAGAUACGGACGUGACAAGACAGGCCCUGGCUGUCUAGCUGCUCGCAAGAACAAUGAGACAACGCCCCACUCCUACCUGUUCUCCUCAGCGGCAUUAGACAGAUUCAGAUUAAACCCAAGUGUGUCGCAUCUUUUGAUUCAUUCACUGAUGAGCUGCCUCAAUUACUCAGUUAUAUUUAAUACCCAUCUAUUUUCUUGAUACAGGUGAUUAAGUUUUGUAAUCACUUGCUCUUUACUAAAUAUGCCAAUCAUUUGUUUUUUUCUGCAGAUUAAUUAGACCUUUCCUACUUGUGGCUUUUGUUGAAAAUGUCAUUUACAUGAAAUGUUUUUUUUUACAUCUCAUACAAAUCCAAGCAGAUCAGCAUCUCCACCUGCUAUCACAAAGGGCAUCGCUCUUGAAUUGCUGAAGAAAUUAGUUUCAUCUACAAACAAAUAAGAUGUGUGGAUUUGGUGUUUUGAGAUAUUACAAAUGCAAAUUCGUGUACACUGCUUCUUAAAUCAUUUUCUGGUGUUAAUUAGAAGCAUUCAGUUAUACCAUUUCAGGAAUCUUAACCCUGUCCCUUGAGAUAGUAUCGUUUAAUGUGUACACUUUUCAUUGGAUGGAUUCAGACACAUUAACCAGCCCCAAGAGAUGCCUGGGCUGGGAAGACUGAACUCAUAAGAAUCCAUAUUUAUGGUGUUUACACAUACAUUGUUUGUAUGUUUGUAUGUAAGCUGAAAUGUACAAUAUGGAUGUAUUGACAGUAUCUAAAAUGUGAACGUUUUUACAUAUGCACAGCAUUUUAAUUGCGAAAAUAUUUAUCAAUAUCAUUUAUCAAUACUCACAUUUUCUCCACUAUAUAUGUGUAUUUUAUGUUAACUAUGUAAUUAAUAUUCUGUUUAUUAAAGCCAAGUAUGAAUCUCAUCAGGUUAGUGUUUUUAAGCAUUUCGCAUUCAAAAAUAACUCAAGGCAGUAACAAUUUAAACUAUAUAUAUUAUUUCUGAACCAACCUUAAGCUAUUAUUUUUAAUAAUUAACCGUUUUAACUAUUUUUUAUUAUUAUUAUUUUUUGGAUCAUCAGUCAUCAAAGCUAGGUAAAUAUUGGUCACAUAGACACGGAGAUUCGCUAAGCUUAUUACUUACCUAAACCUCCCUCAGACUGUGUUUUCAUGCCAUUUAAGUCUUAUUUCAACGUAACGGUUAUAUCUAAUAAGUGUGUGAGUUGUGUACUUACUUUUUUAAAAAAUUAUUCUUCCUAUUAACGCCAUAAAAUAGUUAAUUCAGACUGAUUCAAACGUGGAACGCGCACAAAUACAAGAGGCAGGAUUUAUCGCAUGAACCAAUCACAGCCAAACAUAACCAGUCAUAUCCAAUCAUAUCACGAUAGAGGCAUCGCGUCCUGUCACGUGAAUUUCCUCCAUUCAUUUGCCCCCAACAAACUGUAUCUUUACCUGCUGGUGUCACUGGACAAUGUUUCUAUAGAAAUAGGAGCGAUUUCUAUGAUAUUUUAAUGUUUUAUGUAAUAUUGGCGUGGUUUUAUCUUUGUACUAUGAUUUUUUUUUCUCAUCCAACAUUUUGAGGAGGCACUGCCUCCCUUGCCUCCUCAGAAAUGCUGUCAAUACUUCAACAUUGUACUUUCCUCUGUUCAAACAUACAUAAAUAUACAGUAUGUGUGCUAGAACCACUCUUUACAUUAUAAAUGCCAACAAAUUUAUAAAAUAACGUUGCACUCCAACACAUACCAUUGUGUGCAAUCGCAGAAACUAUUUAGCUUUAAAAUUAUGUUUGACUGACGCAUGAGUUGCUCAUGAAUGUGUUUACAUCAUACUUCUCAGGGAAGGUGCUUCUUUUGUCACAGGGUAUUGAAGUCCAACUGGAGACUGACAAACUGUAAAGCUUUCCUCAUUUUAAUGUCAGGUGAAUACUAUCAUCUCUGUUGAUGUGACGUUACGUGCUCUGACAGUGCUUGAAACAUACCUAUAAUCAAAAGAACCAUGAUCAUUGCUGUAUGUUUGAGAGUGUAUUUCUGAGAGAGACACGUGACAUCCCCUAGAUGUGCUUCUUGUGUUUGCCGUGUCACUACAGGGUGUACUUAGGCCUUAAUGACCUAGAUUUUCAACUUCAGUAAAUGUAAUAGCCCUGCGAGAAAAUGUACCGAAGAGGAAAAUGAAAGGGGAGUGAGUCUUUUCUGUCAGUCUGUCAUUGGUGAAGGGAAUAUAUAUCUAUACUCUUGCAUACGCAUGUAUAGUAUCUGGCCAUUAAGUAAGCCACAGCUGCACUUUAAUGUUCUCAGAUGGAAACAUUAGGUACGCACUGAGGCUACAACAGUGCCUGAUGGGUUUGCAGCGGGAUUUAAAAUGUAUUUAGGUAUUGUUUGCCUGAUUUUCUCAUUCUCAUUAUAUAUAUUUGCUGAAGAGAGGGAUAUUACAUGGGGGAAAAACAUUACUGCAUCAUGAUGUGAAUAUGAUAUGGAAUUUAUAUGAACUGUUGACAUUAAUCUAAUGAAGAGAUUACAGUGUUAAAACUUAUUUAAAUGCAUGACGCCAAUGUGUUUAUGAGAAAAAGAAGAAAGGAAAAGCAGUUAUUUUCUCUUGUUGUGCAUGAUAUAUGAUGAUAUUGUAUUGUGUGUCCUUUUGUUGUCUGUUCUGGGUUAUGUGGAGAAGUAAUAAAAUAUAUUGCUUUCAUUUACAAUCUG
Molecule: messenger RNA, 4516 nt
Organism: Labeo rohita (rohu)
Lineage: Eukaryota; Metazoa; Chordata; Actinopteri; Cypriniformes; Cyprinidae
Gene: gnrhr4
Product: gonadotropin releasing hormone receptor 4
Exons: 4
Coding region: 580-1800 (406 amino acids)
Biological process (GO): G protein-coupled receptor signaling pathway
Cellular component (GO): membrane
Molecular function (GO): peptide binding; gonadotropin-releasing hormone receptor activity
Source: RefSeq, a predicted model, not a curated record